GCGGAGGCUCCGGGAGGAUCAGACACCGCCGAGAGGAGCUCUCAGCCCGGGCGUUAGGGGGGGAGGACAGAGCAGGGUUGCCCACCGAGCGAGCGAGCGAACCAGGUGGGGGGUGCAGGGUGGUGCCGCUGUCCGAUCUAAGGAAUGUGACACACGGACAAGGAGACCUGUAGGUCGCUGUUUUGUUUUUCUUUUCUUUUUUUAACGGGGACAGCGAAACUCGCCGGGGAACGAAGACAAAACAAGGAACAAGUUGUGCUGCAAAAAAAGUGAGAAGAGGCUCAAAUUCCAUCAAACUCUGACCCUUGACUUUGUUCACAACCAACCUUAACAAUGGCGCACCGGUCACAAAGCUCAUCAGUUGGAGAAAAUCCUCUCGACCCAAACUACCUGCCCCCACACUACCGUGAAGAGUAUCGCUUAGCUAUUGAUGAUCUGAUAGAGAAGGACAUUGAGGGUUAUUAUGAAUUCCUCCAGAAGGCUAAUAUUGUAAAUUUCCUGGCCAGUACUGAAAUCGAACAUAUCAAGUCCACAAUUCAGAUACCAAAUCAAACUUCGGGAGUCCCAGAGUUGACGUAUUAUGAGGGAGGUCAAGAGACUGAGGGCUCCUCAGACACCUACUGGCCGAUGCAAUCAGACCUGGCUGCGCCAGGACUGGAUCUGGGAUGGCCGCUGUCACAGCACAGCUUCGUUGGGCCCACAGAGGUUACCACUCUGGUCCAACCCUCUGAACCAGACAUGCCAAGCAUUAAACAGCAGGCCAGGAGACUCAUCAAGAAUGCACGACAAGUAAUUGCCAUUGUGAUGGACAUGUUCACAGACGUUGACAUUUUUGCUGACUUACUGGACGCAGCAGCACGCCAYGUUCCGGUUUACAUUUUACUGGAUGAGCAGAACGCUCAUCACUUUGUCUCUAUGGUCAUUGGCUGCAAAGUCAACUUAGACUUAAUUCAUAUGAUGCGUGUCAGGACUGUUGGAGGAAUAACUUAUCAAUCCAGGACAGGGAAAUCCUUUAAAGGGCAGGUGAAAGAUCGUUUCAUGUUGACUGACUGCAGGGCUGUGCUCAGUGGCAACUACAGUUUCAUGUGGUCCUAUGAGAAGAUUCACCGCUGCAUCGCUCACCUCUUCCUCGGUGAACUGGUCACUACUUUUGAUGAGGAGUUUAGAAUUCUCUUUGCUCAGUCAGAGCCUCUGGUCAUUGAUACAUCCAGUGGAUCACUCGCCAUCACUGACCCCAACAGUUACCUAAACACCCAGUUUGGUUUAAAAAGGUCACAGUCUUUGCGUAACCCUGUUGGUUAUAGAAGACAACCUGAGCUUCCCUCAGCCUUCCCCUAUGGAGACUCAGAUCGUAACACUUUCCGAAGAAAUGACCCAUUUCGUCACACGCUUGAUACUGGCACAGGGAUUACAAUUGGGAAAUAUUCACAGCAGCAGUUUCGUCUGCAGCAAUCGUAUUUAGAUCAAGGAAAGUCUAUAGUGUCCAGACAGCUGGAGAUGAGUUCAAAUACUUUCAAGAGGCACAGCUUUGCAGAAGGAACUCAGGAAAACUACUCAUCUUCCAGGCAAUACAUGAAGCACAGAGUCAUGAACAAUCUGGAUGAGACAGAUUUCCACAGGGAAMAGUUUCAAAGUAGCCAUUACUACAGCGAAGGGCCUGGACCAGGUUCUGGCCACGGACACUACGAUAGACUUCAAGGCCGUCCACCGCACCUUCCCAUUGAUCAGUAUUCGGACUCAAGCUAUCGCUCAGAUCGAGAGCUUCCACUUGAAAAAAGAGAGUACUUUUCAUCCGAGGACCUGAGAGGACUUGAAGGGCUUCAUGGUCCCCCUGUAGCUGGGAGGUACGGUGGAGGAUCUGGCCAUAAGAGACCAACUAUUGGUCAAGCAUAUGCCUGUCAGACCUCUCCCACACAGGUCCAUCCGCCAGACAAAAAMAUGUUUCAUAAACAAUCUGAUCAAGAGUACAACCAAGACCAAAGUGUAAAGCAAGGCCUGAGAAGUUGGAGAAUCAACUCCUAUUUAAGUACCUAUGAGGAGGGUGGAGAGGAUGGUUUGGCUCAGCCUAUGGGAGGUGAUACAUUUGAGGAGUCUCAACCUUCUGAGCAACCAACUGCAUCUGAAAUUUCAGUGCCGCGUUUUGGAAUAAAGGAACCACCAAAURUUGCUGCCAAGCCCAGACCAGAUACACUGAGACCUCGCUUCGGAAAGCCAAAAUUGCCGGAGACCAGCAAUAAAGACUCUGCCCCACUAGCAACAAAGGACGUGUUUUCCUCUUUCAGUGAUUUUAGGUCUUCUAUUCUGGAGAAAAAAGACCGGGUGACUGAGAAAGAAAAUGAGAGGGAGUCGCAAAGAGGUACAACAAGAGAAGUGGGAGAUGAUGCAGAAUCGAAGAAUACCUCAGAUCUCUUUCUGUCCAGACAUGAAUCAGUCCGGUCACGCAUUAACCCACUCCUUCAACGUAGUUCUCGCCUUCGCUCCUCACUUAUAUUUGCGUCUUCCAAGGGAGAGAUACACAGUGGCAGCUUAGGUAUAAAACCAGCAACAGAGGAGGACGAGCAGUUAGAUUUAGGCCGCACUUCGUCCAUUGUGGCCCAGAUUCUUGAAAAGAGGAGAUCUUUGUCACGUGAGCCUUUUGAAUGGCGGAAGAAGGCCGAAGAAAAGGACAGUAUCAGAGAGACGGAAGAGAAAGAGGAAAAAGAAAAGGAGCAAGAAAAAACUAAAACAGAAGUGAAAACUGAGGUUAAAGUAAAGGUGGAACCUCAGACCAUCAACGUAGAAGAAAAUAUAACAUCAGAUGUUGAAAAACCUAAAGCUAAAUCAACAUUAAAUGUAAAUGAUGUCGCUACUAGACUGCAAUAUUUUAAAGACCUAGAAGCUAAGAGAAAAGCCUCAAAAAUGGAAACGGAGAGAUCUACAAAGGCUCCAGAGCCUCCUGAAAAGAAGCCUGACCUCUCUGAGAAACCUYCUGUCAACCCAGUGCCCACUUCAAAGACCCCAACUCCAACUGUCAGUCCAGCAGACCAUGAACCAAAGAAACCAGACGUUCCAACAAAAUUGRCAGAGGUCCCUCGCAGACCUUCAUUCAGUUUGAAACCCUCAAUGCUCUCACCCAAGCCUUUUGUGAGUUCCCUGAAGCCUUCGGACACAUCACAAACUCGCAAAGAGGAAAAUGAACCAGAGGGUCAAAAGAAAGAUGUUCCUAAGUUACUAAAACCACUUUCCUCACCGAAGUUCUUCAAGAAAGAUCCGCUGAAGAUUAAGGGACUGAAUCCUCGUCGGAUCUCUUGUGGUGAUGAGAUUCUGAGCACAGAUGCAACAGAUGCAGAGAAGAGUGAGAUAAAAAAGAACCGCUCUCUUAGUUCUUCAACUCUGCUACACGAAGACUCUAAGGAAAGACUGCAUAAGAUUAUGGGCUCCAAUACAUCUAUUAACACUAUUGGUGAAGGGAAAGGAGAAGGAAAGACRCUUGAAUUUCUGAAGAAACAGACUCAGAGGUUAAAGGGGUUUUUGGGACCAAAGGACAAAGAAAAGAAAGCUUCAGGAGAAGAGAAGGGAAUGAGCACGGUCAUAGAAGUAGCUGAUGAUACAAGCAAAAAGCAUAGCUCUUUAGCUAAAGACUCAGAAUCCACAGCUGCUGCUCAAUCUUCAACUAAUUAUAAAACGUCGACGUCGACAUCAGUUUCAUCACGACACCAGAAUCCAGGAAGCUCUGUUCUGUUCAGCAGCAACCUGCGAGAUGACACUAAAGUCAUCCUGGAGCAAAUCUCUGCCAACAGCCAGAAAAACCGCCAGGAGCGUGAAGAAAGUGGAGUGAACAAAGACGACGCUGCUGCAGAGAAAGAACAGGAGGCACAGAACCCCGUAAAAAAGAGUCGAUUCCUACGAGCAACAGGCAACAACCAGGAGAGAGAGGGGUUACUGAAGAGGAUAGAAAGUCUGAGGAAGGAGAAGAAGGUCUACAGCCGUUUUGAGAUGGGGAAUAGCCUGGGAUAACGAAAGUUGGAGGAGCGACCUUUUAUACGGACACUAUUUAUGCAAGACGAUCAAAAACACACUCUGCCAACUUGUGCCAACGACAUUCAAUCACUCCUACAAAGUAUCUCUGGUGCCCAACAUUGUGGCCUUUCCUGGACUUUUUACAAAUAAGUAAUAAAACUUGAAAAGACAAUAUUGAAAAUUCUGGAAACAAACUAAAGUCAGUGAGUUUGGAAUGUGCCUUUUUGCCAAGACCUGGUACUACUUUUUCCUUAUAUGGUGACUGAGAGACAAAACAAGACUACGUCCACACUGGAUGCAUGGGCUAAUGUUUCACCCAGCACAAAAAGGCAUGGAGAUUAAAUUAAAACUGAACUUGUACGAACGUGACUGAGGGACUUGGAAAAGAUAAAAACAGACUGCACAUGUUGCACCUGAGGGAAGGAAAAUGGAUACAUGCCAGUCAAAAAACAUGGCAGUAUUUGACAGUAAGUGUACAGAACCAGUGUUGUGUGUUGCUGGAAAUGUUUUUGUGCCUUCUACUUGUUUGUAACUGAAUGGGGGAAAGUGUCCUUAUGGUUUCACCCAAGUGCCAAUGGCUGAUCGAGGCCAAAGCUGGAGAAUUAUCCCAAAAGGAAAAAAUAAGGUUAUGAGUAGAGAACAUAAAAAAUGGUAUGUAAAAACGUGUUUUUAAGUACUAAUGUAGCUGCAAUAGAAGUAUGUUUUGAUAAAAAAAAGACAAAGCUGGAAUGAACUUUUAAUGGAGCCUACUGUAUCUUUCCAUCAAGGUGUGGACCUGCUUUUCAGGACUGAAGAUGUCAAAAUAACCAUUCAGGGAGGAGCUUGCUAAGUCAGAGGGCUUUAGUUGUGUAUAUGUGAUAGCCUUCAUUUUUAAUGUAAUAUAAAUAAAAAUGUAAAUCAUCUACAGCUGCCUUGAGUCACUGAAAAAUCGAUUUGAGUUUCACGGGCUUGUUUCUCUUUUUUUUUUUCUUCUAAAUUUUAAACAAGGCAUUACCUGUAAACGAAAACAAGAAAAGGUUGGGUUUUUUCCACAAUGCUGGACCAGAGCCAUGUUUCCUUACAUAACACUUCAGUUCUGAGGUUUACGCCCUAAGCAGGACUCCUGACUCUAUUGUUGGUCAAUAAACACAAUUAAAACUUACAGUAUACGCUUGAUGAUUUGACUGGGCGUAAAACUAUUAUGUGUUCUUGUAGAGUGAGUCUGAGAACUGGAUUUAUUCCUGAGAAGUGAUGCAAAGUUUACACUAUCGUCUAUACAUGACUUAACUGUACAUAUUUAUAUAAAGAGGCUUGUUCAUAUUUUACUCUAUAACUUAGAAUGUCCUAAUUUGCUUUACUUGCUUCUUUCGGGGUCGCAGGGAACUGGUGCCUAUCUCCAGCAGUCAUUGCAAUAGGCGGAGUCCGCCCUGGACAGGUCGGAAGUCCAUCACAGAGUCAAACGAGACAAACAACUUUUCACUCUCUCACACACACCUAGGGACAAGUUAGAGUUACCAAUUAACCUGACAUGCAUGUUUUUGGUCCGUGGGAAGAAAUUGGAGAACCCAGAGAAAACUCAAGCAUGCACAGGAAGAACGUGUAAACUGUGACCUUGCUGAGAGUGACAGCUCUGACCACUGCACCCCUAACACAAGUACCUUUAACGCAUUGUAAAAACUGACUUAAUGGUGUUUAUUUUGGAUUCAUAUGGGAAUGUUUGUAAAACCGGCAUUAAUUUGGAUACAUCAGUUGCACAGGAUUAUUGUGUUUGUUAUGAAACCUGAAAGAGUAUUACAUUGUUUUGUAAAUACUGCAAAAAAAAGAAAAAAAAUUAAAUUUCUAAAAAAUUA
Austrofundulus limnaeus is the source of this 5828-nucleotide messenger RNA. It is a transcript of the gene sack1hb, whose product is annotated as family with sequence similarity 83 member Hb. The coding region runs from base 334 to 3996 and encodes 1220 amino acids. NCBI's taxonomy places the organism in Eukaryota, Metazoa, Chordata, Actinopteri, Cyprinodontiformes, Rivulidae. The record is from RefSeq and is a predicted model, not a curated record. Gene Ontology annotation, biological process: positive regulation of cell migration; protein localization to cytoskeleton; signal transduction. Gene Ontology annotation, cellular component: keratin filament. Gene Ontology annotation, molecular function: protein kinase binding; keratin filament binding. The transcript is spliced from 8 exons.